This is a messenger RNA of Elaeis guineensis (African oil palm), 1842 nucleotides long. RefSeq names its product expansin-A6. Lineage: Eukaryota; Viridiplantae; Streptophyta; Magnoliopsida; Arecales; Arecaceae. Gene Ontology annotation, cellular component: extracellular region. The record is from RefSeq and is a predicted model, not a curated record. Gene Ontology annotation, biological process: plant-type cell wall organization.
CACCCCCCAUUCCCUCCAUUACCAUCCCAUCCCUCACUUCACUUCUUAACUACCAUGGCUAGUCGUAGUAGGACUAGGCUCUUGGCUCUUGCCCUCGUCGUUCUCCUCAGCAGCGGGCUCACCUCCGCUAGAUCGCUCAGCGGAAUCAACGGUGGAGGUGGCGGUGGCAGUGGUGCCGGUGGAGGUGGUGGUGGAGGGUUAGAUGGUGGUUCUGGGUCUGGUUACGGUGAAGGAUAUGGUGAGGGUGCUGGCGGAGGAGUUGGUGGAGGAUACGGAAAGGGAGGCGGUGGUGGAGGUGGCGGCGGUGGUGGAGAAGGUGGUGGUGAAGGCUCGGGCUAUGGCUCUGGGCAGGGUCAUGGUUCGGGCUAUGGCUCUGGCGCCGGCGGUGCGCAUGGCGGAGGCUAUGGGAGUGGCGGAGGUGGUGGUGGCGGUGGCGGCUCCGGCGGGGGGCACGGAGGCGGGAGUGGAUCGGGAUAUGGCUCGGGAGGUGGUUCUGGGUAUGGUGGCGGUGGCGCGCAUGGCGGAGGCUACGGAAGUGGUGGAGGUGGUGGAGGCGGUGGUGGGUCGGGUGGUGGCUCCGGCUCUGGCUCCGGCUCCGGCUACGGGUCUGGUUAUGGUGCUGGCUAUGGGAAUGGUGGGGGUGAAGAUGGACACUACUGGCUCCAGGCUGGAUGUGUCUUAAGCUUUUGCUACCAUCACCACCAUCAACAUCAGCACCAUCGCUGCGGCGCCAUGGAAUCCUUCUUGCAAUCCCCCCUUGUGCCUGCUUUGGUGUUAGUAUUGCUCAUGACACCUUACAUCGAGGCCAUUAACGGUCGCCAGCAUAGCAUCAUCAACUUCAACCAGCACCAUUUCCACCAUCUCACAGGGCAUCAUGGAAAGUUUAGAGCCAGCCAAUGGAACUUUGCACAUGCUACAUUUUAUGGAGGCAGCGAUGGCUCCGAUACAAGGGCGGGAGCAUGUGGUUACCAAGACACGGUGAGUCAAGGCUAUGGGCUGCAGACUGCUGCAUUGAGUAAUGCUCUGUUUAAUGAUGGCUUGUCAUGUGGAGCUUGUUUCGAGAUCAAGUGCCACGACGAUCCCAAGUGGUGCAAACCCGGCAACCCUUCCAUUUUUGUGACAGCCACCAACCAAUGCCCACCCAACUACUACUUGCCUAGUGACAAUGGAGGCUGGUGCAACCCACCUCGCGUCCAUUUUGAUCUUACACAACCGGCCUUCCUCCAAAUCGCCGAGUAUAAAGCUGGGAUCGUGCCUGUAGCAUAUCGCAGGGUUCCAUGCAAGAGACAAGGUGGCAUCAGAUUCACUAUCACCGGAAAUCGUUACUUCAACCUAGUCCUUGUGUGGAAUGUCGCCGGCGCCGGAGAUGUACACAAUGUGCUAGUUAAAGGAAACAAGUUGCCAUGGGUGACGAUGAGCCGGAACUGGGGCCAGUACUGGCAAACUAAUAAAGACUUGACCGGCCAAUCUCUAGCAUUCAGAGUCAUAACCAGUGAUGGACGCAAAUCAACCUCUUGGCACAUCACCCCUCGCAACUGGCAAUUUGGCCAGACCUUUGAAGGCAAGAACUUCAAGUACUGAGCACAUUUAGCAUAAUAGUAUAAGCCCCAUCUUUGUCCAACUUCUAUUAGAUGCUGUAUCUCGGAGCUUGGUAGCUAUAGGAGUUUGCUGAAGAUUGAUAAAGCCAGGACGUAGCAUAUCAGUGUAGAAGUUGAAUGACAUUAGUCGGAGCAGUUAUAGUGCAGGGCAUAAAAGGAGAUUAGAAAGAAGAAAUUGAUGCCUAGCUUAUGUAUAAUAAAUCAUUCAGGUCAUAUUUAUGAACAUGGUGGUGCAGAUAAUUAA